AUGAUCUUCCCAGUGGCCCUCAUUUCUACGUGUUUCCUAAUUUCUGCCUGCCUGGGAUCGGAAGAAACCGGCCAUCCCCCGGAAGACGAGUGCAGAACAAACUUUGCGGAACUUCAGAAACGAUAUUCGGACCUUCAGAGCGAGGAUCUAAAACAAUAUUCCCAGAUAUCCAAAUGCCAGCAGGAUUAUUCGGACUUGGUGAAAAGCCAUUUGGAAGUGCUGAGUCAACUUAAAGAUACUGAAGUAAAAUAUGAGCAGGUGAUAAAUCAAAAAAAUGGGGAAAUCGACCUGCUAAAAAAUCAAAUUAGUGACCAAAAGAAAACAAGUGACUUUGCAAAAAAGUCGGAAUUAGAAACUGGAGAGGUCCCAACAACUCCACUGCCUAAUACUAAUAUCCACACGCCGAAAACUCAAAUCAUAGAUCCUUGUCCACGAGACCAAAGAGAAGAAAAAGUCUUCCGCGAAAUUCAGCUUCCAGGCUCAGACCUGUUUAAAGUGGCUUGUUAUAAAUUUCAGGAGCUUGGAUCUGGAUGGUUGAGGGUUUAUCAUAAACUUUCUAUUUCACCAAUAUUCACCAAUGGCACGUAUGAGGAUUAUGAGCGUGGAUUCGGAGUUGUAGGAACUGACAUGACAAAUGAAUUCUUUAUUGGACUAAAUCGAUUGGACCAUCUGACCAGUGGAAAUCCUCAUGAAGUGUUUUUAUCGACCACUUUCGGCCUUAGCAGAUGCGACAACUUUGUUUUGGGCAAUCGAAGCGAAGGUUACAAGGUGAAAAGUAUUGGCAAUUGUACUGGAGACGAUGUAUGGAUGAACCCUAAGCAGGGCUCCAAAUUUUCCACAUUCGAUCGAGAUGAGGAUGGAGUUCCUGAUCGUAAUUUGGCGCAUGAACUGGACUUUGGCUGGUGGUUCGAUCCUAGUAUGAGUACAAUUCCUACUACAAUACGGAGCACCGAAACGUAUUCAAGAUAUGGCUUUGUCGUUUUCAUCCGAAGAACAGAUUGAUAAUAACAGAAAGCCUUUUAAAACGGACUUGGAAAAUGAAAAAUUUUUGAAAACUAUAUUUUAUCUAAAUAUGCACUUAAAUUUAAUUAUAUUAUUUCUGAUAUUC
Drosophila bipectinata is the source of this 1108-nucleotide messenger RNA. NCBI's taxonomy places the organism in Eukaryota, Metazoa, Arthropoda, Insecta, Diptera, Drosophilidae. The record is from RefSeq and is a predicted model, not a curated record.